AAGAACGAGUGCGUGUUUAGCCCGUCACUGAGUACUGUCUUCUCGGCUCUCUUUUAACUGGAUUUUAAUGUAGUGAUGAGUGCAAGACGCUUUGGAAAAUGCGCAAAAUGGAUGCUGUUUAAGGGUGACUAAGAGAGAAUGGAUGUCUUACCUACACAUGAUUCCCGUCCCGUUUAACGCAAUGUUUCGGGCGCAGGUAUCAAUGUGGGAAAUUACAUUACAGCCAUGAGUGAGAGAUCAAAGAUGGGAAUUCUAAAGGAGUUUCCGUUGGUGCUGCCCCAGUGUGCAUGUUCUUGUGGUCAUAACGCAGUAUCGAGGGGUUCAUAUGUGCCUUUGGUACAAGGUACAUGUCUUCUAGAGAAGAGGGAGGCUAACUCCUGGAUUAAACCAAGAAGUUCCUCCCAUGGACAGAAAGCAUUGUUGAGAGUUCAGUGUAAUUCAAUUUUUAAUUUUAUUUUAUCCCUAGUUUUAAUUUUGCUGUUGUUUGGGCUAGCAGCAGGUCAAGGCUCAGACGAUCCCUUGCAACAGGUGAUAAAUGUGGAGGAAGAACUCCCUGCUGGUAGUUUGAUAGGUGUGAUUGGAGAUGGAAUACCAACUGCCCCACCCCCAUACCUACAGAUCAUCUUCACAGGUCAAAGUGGGGUGGCCGAUGACCUUAAUAUUAAUAAAGUUUCUGGUCGAAUAAGCGCUCGACGAAAAUUAGAUAGAGAAAGGCGCUCGUCUUAUGCAUUUGCUGCUUUAUCCCAAAACACAAAUGUUGUACAAGUGAUCAUAAAUGUGACAGAUGUUAACGACCACAGCCCUGCCUUCCCUAACAAUACCAUGAGCCUAGAUCUAUCAGAGUACACCCCAAAGGACACCAAAAUUAAGCUGAGCAGUGCAGUGGACAAAGAUGUGGGCAUCAACAACACACAGCGGUAUGAAAUCGUGGAGGGGAAUAUUGGAAAUGCAUUCAGGGUAUCCUCAAAGCGUGCAGGCAGUAAUAUUCUGCUAGUGGAUUUAGUUGUGAAUAAUGUGUUAGAUCAUGAAAUUACCCCAUCUUACAGUCUUGUGAUUAGGGCUUAUGAUGGUGGGGUUCCCCCUAGGAUGGGGACAUUACGGGUUAACAUAAACAUCAUCGACGUCAACGAUUAUAUCCCUGUCUUUGUUCAAAGUCAUUACUUUGCCGAAGUGUUGGAGAAUUCUACGGUAGGCUUAAGUGUGAUUGAAGUGUCAGCCUCUGAUCAGGACUCUGGUCAAAAUGGAAACAUUCGCUAUUCCAUCAAUCGUCAGCGCAGUGACCCCCAAGAACAUUUUGUGAUAGAACCCGUGUCUGGUAUCGUCAGGGUGAACAAACCUUUGGAUUUUGAGAGUCAACCAGAGUAUGAGCUCAUCGUGAUCGCACGAGACAAUGGCACUCAACCUCGCGAAGGUAGUGCCGUCAUUUCCAUCCAACUCAUCAACAUUAACGAACAACCCGCUCAAAUCAACCUGGUCUUUCUAACAACUGGAAACAAAUCUGGCCACAUUUCAGAAGCUGCGGCGCCAGGCGAAUACGUCGCUCGUAUUUCUGUUAGCGACCCAGACACUCCAGGAGAAUACAAUGCUCACGUGAACGUCUCAUUGUCAGGUGGGGGUGGCCACUUCGCUUUAACUACGCAGGAUAACGUAGUUUACCUGAUGGUCGUAGACAAACCUCUGGACAGGGAAAAGAAACCGUUUUACAACCUAACGAUAACAGCCAUCGAUGCAGGAGUUCCACCGCUUUACGCGUCUCUGUCCAUCACCAUAUGGGUGGAGGAUGUCAAUGACAAUUCACCACAAUUUAACAAGUCGGUGUACACUGCAGAGAUACCUGAAGCCGCUUUUCCAGGUGUGUCUGUGAUACAGGUGUCAGCUACAGACAUGGACACUGGGGAUAACUCCCUCAUUACCUACUCUCUUCUCAGUACUCCUGAUACUCAGUCUGACUGGUUCCAGAUUGACAGUCGUACGGGCCUUAUCACAACGCGUUCCAAUGUCGACUGUGAGGUCAAUUCCCAGCCUCGACUCACUGUCAUGGCCAGAGACAGCGGGAACCCGCCACGGACAGGGAAUGCUACUGUGGUCAUAACCGUGCGGGAUUUUAAUGAUAAUCAGCCCAUGUUUGACCAGAGUUAUUACAGUGUGACAAUUCCGGAAAAUACCACUGUGGGCACCUGCUUUAUUACGGUAAGGGCCACUGAUCCAGACUGUGGAGUUAAUGCCCAGGUGUCCUACAGUAUCCCCACCAACCUCGGCUUUGAUGUCCCAGCGGAGUUCACCAUUGGAAAUGGCACUGGUCAGAUAUGUGUGUCAGAGCAACUUGACUUUGAGGAGAAACAGGCAUACGAGUUCACAGUCAUGGCCACAGAUCGAGGUGGGCUGAACACGAAAGCAAUGGUUAAGAUUCAGGUAACAGAUGUGAAUGACAACCGACCUGUCUUCUACCCGGCUAUUUAUAGUGUGAAUGUUAAUGAGAAUACCCCAGUGAACAUCCCAAUCAUCACAGUCCAGGCCUCGGACCCAGACUCUGGGUCAUUUGGGAAAAUCACCUACAGACUGACCGCCCAGAACACAGAGGGCUUUGUCAUCCAGCCCAGCACAGGUGUUAUCUCCCUUAACCGCACUCUGGGUCGUGGAGAGCGAGUGAUUCAGCUGGGGGUUAGCGCCUCAGACGCCCUGGGUCUGACUGCUCCGACCUCUGCCACAGUGACCGUAAGUGUGACGGGAGCCAACUACCAGCCCCCGGAGUUUGACAUGACCACGUACAACUUUGCCGUGGAGGAAGAUGCUCCCUCGGGCCGCAGCAUUGGUACUGUCCAAGCCUCUCGUGCCAGUACAGGAUCCAGUGGGAUGAAGUACUCCAUAGCUGCAGGUGAUCCACAAAACUUUUUCCGUAUUGAUGAGACAUCAGGUAUCCUAUCAACUAACCGCCCCCUGGACCACGACAGUUACCCGUCGUUACUGCUCAACAUCCAGGCUAACGUGGGAACACCACCUGUAUUUGGAACUGCCCAGGUAAAUGUGACCAUCAAAGAUAUCAACGACAACACACCGGAGUUUGGGGUACCUCAGCUGGAAAUUCCAGUCAAGGAGGAUGCAUCUGUACCCUCCACAGUGUAUGUGGUCCAUGCUGUGGAUAAAGACAGUGGUCCUAAUGGAACUGUGCGCUACAAGCUCACUGCCAAUCCAGGGAAUUUCUUUAACAUUAAUCCUGUGUCAGGGGAGAUAACUCUGGCUAAGAAGCUGGAUUUUGAGGCCAAGAAGGAGUUUAACCUUGUUGUAAAUGCGUAUGAUCAGGGAACACCGUCACGUGACUCUAGCAUUGACUUUCAGGUCACUGUGUUAGAUGUGAACGAUAAUACUCCCGAAUUUGACAAGCCAACCUACAAUUUCACUGUGUCAGAAAAUGUCCGCAUUAACACCCAGUUUGCUCAAAUGAAUGCCACGGACAAAGACUCUGGAAAUAAUGCUCAAAUAACUUACCGUUUGGACCCAGCUGUCCAGUCUCCCAAAUUUGGCAUCUUCCCAGUGGACGGUCAUUUAUAUAUCAGAGAACCUCUUGAUCGAGAGAUGAAAAGCUUGUACAUGUUAAAGAUCAUUGCCAUGGACAAUGGAAAUCCAUCUAGGUCCGUGACCACGAAUGUUCGUAUUGAAGUGUUGGAUGCCAACGACAACUCACCUGUAUUUACGGAACCUUCCUACACCUUCUAUAUUCUGGAGAACCAAACAUCUGGCACUACAGUGGGCUAUGUCUCGGCCAAUGACAGAGACAGCGGGGAAAUGGCAGACCUCCAAUACUCUCUAGCAACUAACCAGCCCCACUUUGAGAUCAACCAUUAUACAGGUGAAAUUUUGACAAAGAAAAAACUGGACAGAGAAAGCUUACAAGAAGCUGAAUUCAUAGUGCAAGUUACAGACAGAGGAGAGCCACCAAGGGGAGCUAACUGUGUGGUGAAGGUGAUAGUUCAGGAUGUCAAUGACAAUGCCCCUGUGUUUGAGCGUUCUGGGCCGUAUGUCGAAACUGUGGAUGAGAAUCAGCCUAAAGGCACUGCCGUCACUCAAAUCGUGGCACUGGAUCCGGAUUCUGGGGAGAAUGGAACCGUGACGUACUACUUAGCCCCACAAGGUGACAUCUCAGCACUGAAGUACUUCACAAUUCAUCCGAAGACAGGUUGGAUCAGAACAGAGGAGGUACUUGAUUACGAAACGAGGAACAGCUUUACCUUGCAUGUGAUGGCCAGCGACAACGGCAAACCUCCAAUGGUCUCACCUCUGCUGGUGCAGGUAGAGGUGCGCGACGAUAAUGAUGAGGCACCCAUCUUUACCAGCCAUAACGUCACGUUCAGUGUUGUUGAGAACUCGCCACUGGGAUCCAUUGUUGGGAAAGUGAUUGCUUCAGAUCGAGAUUCGGGGGAAAAUGGCCGUAUCUCGUAUUACAUCUCAGGAGGGAACGUGUUUAGUGCCUUUGAUGUCAACAUCACGACGGGUGAGAUUUUCACAGUACGUGAGAUCGACUAUGAGGAAUCUUCUUCACAUUCCCUGGGGAUCAAAGCUGUGGAUAACAAUGUCCUCAAUCCCAAGAGCAGUACCGUUAAGGUCAUCAUCAACGUACAGGAUGUUAAUGACAACUCGCCAGCUUUUGACAUUGACCCUGUUGUACUACAGGUACGUGAGAACUUGUUGAUUGACUCCUAUGUGUACAAGUUCAUCGCUACGGACCCAGAUUCAGGUGUGAAUGGUCAGGUGGAGUAUAGCAUCGUCAGUCAGUCCCCACCUGGCCCAUUCUUCAGGGUACACAUGAAGAGUGGCAUACUCAGCACGGAAGUUGUACUGGAUCACGAGGAAGUCCAGGUGGUAUCCCUAGUAGUCCGAGCCCAGGACAAGGCCAGCAACCCUCAGGAGCGCUAUGAGACGACAGUCACUGUGGUCAUCUUCAUCACAGAUGCCAACGACAACAGGCCCAGGUUUGAGCACAGAGCAGACCAGUACGAGCGUCAUGUUUUUGAGGAUGAGCCUGUGGGAUUUCCCAUCAUGCUCAUCGUGGCGAAUGACGCAGACUCUAACACGAAUAGCAGUGGUAACAAUCGCGUGGGUUACAUGAUCGUGACGGGCAACGAGGAGGAAAGAUUCAGCCUUAACCAUGACUCAGGCCUGCUGGAGAUUGCAUACCCUCUGGACAGGGAGACACAGUCUGUAUACUACCUCAACAUUAGUGCCUUUGACUACGGCACCCCUAGACGAACCACUCACAAGCGGGUCACCAUCAAUGUGGUCGAUGUCAAUGACAAUGCUCCACAUUUUGAAAAGCUUUUGUACCGGGCUUCGGUGGCAGAGAACUCUGGGCCUGUAGUGGUGACCACUGUGAGAGCUGGAGAUUUGGAUGAAGGUGAAAAUGGCAAUCUAACGUACCUGAUACCCCAUGGUAUAGCCGAGGACAAGUUUACUGUGGAUGGAAGGACGGGUGUGAUUAAGAGCACUGGGGGGCUGGACAGAGAGAAUCAGUCAUCUUAUGUCAUCACAGUGUAUGUUCGUGAUGGAGGCUACCCUGCUCAUUACGACACUGCCACGGUCAUCGUCAAUGUCACUGAUAUCAACGACCACGAGCCUGUCUUCCAGAUCCCAACCAUUUACCUCAAUGUCCCAGAGAAUGCUGGAAUGUCUGUCAUACACACAUUGGUGGCCACUGAUGCAGACGCAGGAAAAAAUGGGGAGAUAACUUACAGUAUUUUGUCUGGAGAUUUGAACCAAAAGUUCAGUAUCAGUCAUCAAUCUGGGGAACUUUCCUGCGAUGGACUUGAUAGAGAAGCGGUCAGCCUGUACAAUUUGACCAUCCAGGCUCUGGAUGGUGCAACCCCAGCAAAAUCUGGUCAGUGCCUCAUGGUCAUCAGGGUCAGUGACCAGAAUGACAACAAUCCCAUUUUCAACAACCCCAACUACACUGCCACUAUACCAGAGAACGUGGCCAUGGGCAAGAUGGUUUUACAGGUCACAGCCUUGGAUUCAGAUGAGGGAGUCAAUGGGAACGUCAGCUACUCACUCGGCAAUGACACUGAGGGGCUGUUCCGCAUCGACAGUGUUAAUGGCAGGAUUACCACAACUGGAACAUUUGAUCGUGAGAAGAAGAGUGAGUACAGGUUCCAGGUAAACGCUACAGAUGGAGGUUUGGAUGGUCCACGUUACGGCGUUGCGCUUGUCAACAUCAAGGUGUCUGACAUCAACGACAACCCUCCCGUUUUCCAGACAGUGCCGUAUCAGAGCACCAUCUCCCAGGAUCAUCAACCGAACCAGUAUAUCAUGACCCUAUCAGCUGAGGACAAAGAUGAGGGUGCCAACGGUCAGGUGUCCUACAGCUUCAUCCCUGACUCUGCCAGCCAGUCUCUUCGCUACUUCUCCAUUGAAGCAAGCUCAGGGAUUGUCCGUACCAAGCGAAUGCUUGACUCUGAGGCUCUUGGCUACCAUAACUUGCAAGUGUUGGCCAAAGACAAUGGUUCUCCAAAGCUCAGCUCUACAGGGGUUUUGGAGAUCACUGUAGGUAAUACUGCUGGGUUAUCAACUCUGCGCUUUUCAAACCUGACCUAUGAUGUUAACCUGUCAGAGAGCUCCAGAAGAGGGACUGUAUUGACCACUGUCCAGGCUCGACUGACCACUGGAAGUGGAACCAUCACAUACAGCUUCGCUAACGGCAAUGAAGAGAGCACUUUUAACAUCAACAGUAAAUCUGGAGUAAUAACUGUGGGAGAGGCUUCAAACCUUGACUUUGAGAGCAAUCCUCGUGUAAGACUGAUCGUUGUGGCCUCUGCCAAUGGUGCUUACGGUUAUGCUACGGUCUGGGUGAAUCUGAGGGAUUCUAAUGACAACGCCCCAGCCUUUGGGCAGGAUCGUUAUACCUCAUCAGUGUGGGAGGGCCACCCACGGGGUACUUAUGUCACCCAGGUCACAGCUAUAGAUGCUGAUCAAGGUAGCAAUGCCCAUAUCCGGUACAACAUUAUUGGUGGUAACACAGACAACGCCUUCAGCAUAGAGCCUGCUUACAGCGGCAUUGUGAAGACGAACAUCAUCCUGGACCGUGAGGUUCACCCCUGGUACAGACUGGAAAUAGAGGCUGUCGACCAUGGCUCCCCCAGCCUCUCCUCAACCUGCACCCUGAAGAUAUCUGUGGUGGACGUCAAUGAUAACACACCGUACCUGCCCCCAGUCCCACCCAUCACUGUUGCUGAAGGCCUGGAGGUUGGCUCCCUUAUAGAGACUCUGUUUGCCAGUGACCAGGAUCUGAACCCCACACUUACUUACUACUUCCUGCCUGGGGGUAACCCCGGGGACACAUUCAGUAUAGAUCGUUAUAGUGGCAAGAUCACCCUGGCCAAAAAACUGGAUUUUGAAAAGGUGCAGAGAUACGAGUUGAAAGUCAGGGCCUGGGACAGUCUACACGAGGAUGUUACCACAGUGGUUAUUGAUGUAACAGAUGAGAAUGACAAUGCCCCAGAGUUCACCCAGCAGAGUUAUCAGGUAACCGUACCUGAGAUGACAGGUUCUAAUCAGGUAGUAUUCACAGUGAACGCCACAGAUGCAGAUUCGGGAGCCAAUGCUGAUAUCACUUAUAGUAUGGACAUAGCACCUGUUGAUGGAUUCUAUAUCAAGCCAAAGACAGGUACCAUUUAUACCAACAAGACUAUAGCCUACAGUUCAGCUCAGCCUGUGGUACAACUGGUUGUCAAGGCAACGGACGGUGGCCAGCCUCCACGAGCUUCAGUCGUUGCCAUUCGGAUUCAAGUAACAGAUGUCAACAACUACGAGCCACAGUUCGUGAAAACAAAUUACUCUGCUCUACUGCGUGAGGAUGAACCUAGAGGAACACCUGUCAUCAAGGUUAGUGCCACAGACGCUGACAGUUCCCGUCGUAAUCACAACAUUGACUAUAAGAUCGUCCGUGGGAACACAGGUGCAGCAUUUGUCAUCAACCGUCAAACUGGCCAGGUGAGGCUGAACUCGGAGCUUGAUCGAGAGAUCAAAGGGAAGUACAGUCUGGAGAUCAUGGCAAAAGACCGCGGCACUCCACCAAAAAACAGCACGACAACUGUGAAGAUCACCAUCAAAGAUGUGAAUGAUCGGGCCCCUGUGUUUGAGCAGAGUCAGUAUUACAUUCAGCUGAACGAAAGCUACCCAUCCAACGUCGUUUUCGUCACAGUCAGUGCCCGUGAUGAUGACAUUGAGGACAACGGGCGGGUCACAUAUGACAUCUCGUCAGGUGAUGAUGACAAGGUGUUCUCCAUCAACAAGAACACAGGUGCGAUAAAAGUAGCCUCUAAUAGUCACCUAGAUUAUGAGAAAGACUCCCUCCACAAACUGAUCAUCCAGGCGUCUGACUGUCAGCGCUGCCCGGAAGGUGAGCCACGUCUCUCUGCAUUCACAACUGUCAUUGUCAACGUGACGGACAUUGAUGAGUUCCCACCUGUGUUUCCUGUGCUCAGGUACCUGGUGUCUGUCCCCGAGAGUCAGCCAGCAGGGAAGAUCGUAUUUCAGGCAUAUGCCUUUGACCAGGAUGGAGGCUAUUAUGGACAGGUAGUGUACAGUAUCAGUGGGGAUACUACUGGCUUUGAGAUUGACCCUGUCACUGGCUACGUCACGACCACUGAGGUGUUUGACUAUGAGGAGCAUACUAAAUAUGCAUUUCAGGUGAGCGCUAGUGACCGCGCUGGCCGGGGAACAACUGUACCGGUCAUAGUUCUGGUAGAGAGUGUGGACGAAUUUUCACCUGUAUUUGACGAGCCGAUGUACAAAUUCUCAGUCCCAGGCAGUGCUAAGACCGGAUAUAAGAUCGGUGCUGUUCAUGCAGUUGACCGCGACAUGGGCAUCCAUAGUAGGGUUGUGUAUUAUCUGAGGAAUAAGGACGAGUACUUUGCUGUGAACAGAUCGUCAGGUGAGAUUUACGUCAGGAGGACAUUUCACGAGGAUGUCGAGCGACGGAAGCGUGACACAAGCACGCAGCUGCAUCAUCGUAGUAAGAGAGCACUGAAGGUGGAUCAGGUGAUGCUGGAUGUGGUGGCUAGUUCAGGUCAGCUGACCAGUGAGGUCCUGGUCAAUGUGACAGUGGACAGGACAUGUGAAGGCUGCGUUUAUGUCGCACAAUCACAAUCCGGAGGAUUGAACGGAACAACACUGGUUCUUGUGAUUGUGUUUGCUAUAGUGGUCAUCGUUCUUAUUGUCGUUAUCGCAUUUAUCUUACUUAGGAGGCAUUAUACGAAACAAUCCCCACCUAGCGAGGGUAUGUUUGAACCCACAGAGAUUGUCCCUCCUCGGUCACUGCCCCAGAAUGGGCAUCCUCCCCCUUACAGUGACAUUCACCGCUACAACAUCAACAACAACAUUCACCUGGGGCAUACGACAACAUCGGACAUGUCUGACCACUCGCAGCACUCAGCGUCCAGCGGGCACGGGUCUGUGGAAGACGGAGAGGACGAAGAUGAGGAAAUCCGGAUGAUCAAUUCCAACAAUGUCCUGCAGACCUCUCCAAACCGCGGCGCCAUCAUGCCCGACUCCGGCAUACAGGCAGAUGACAAUGUUUCUGAGCCAUCCAUACAGAAUCACCAGGAAUACUUGGCCAGACUUGGCAUUGACACGUCGCGAAUCAAGGUCAAGACCAAACCUCAUACCAUCGCCAAGUCUGUGGAGAGCAUGCAUCAUUUUUCCGAUGAAGGGGGUGGAGAAGGCGAUGGCAUGGACUUUGGCAGUGUUAAUUAUGAGAAAAUGACUGAUAUAGAGACAGACGAUGAGCUGGCUAUGAUAGAGCAAAGUAAAGACCAUGGGUUCUGUGACAGCGACCCUCAACACGCUGGCUCUUUGUCCAGUGUUAUAAACAGUGAGGAGGAGUACAGCGGCUCCUAUAACUGGGACUACCUCCUGGACUGGGGUCCACAGUACCAGCCGCUGGCAGAUGUCUUUGCCGAGAUCGCUCGGCUCAAAGACGACUCGGUGCAACCUAAGAAACAACCUGUUCAUCAAGUUCCGCAGCGACAGGUAGCAACUCAGCUGAACCCUCCUGUGCGGAUGAUCCCUCCACCAAUCAUUACAGGAGCUCCGCCCAAAUCGCUUUCCCAACAGCUGAUGGGGAGCUCAGCGCAUUCCUCACCAAGCAGUGGUAAGACUGUACACUCCCGCAGCAGUGCUGUCACAUCCAGCCUGCCCCGUUCUCCCAUUAGUCACGAGUCUAGCUUUACCUCCCCUGCCUUAACUCCGUCCUUCACGCCCUCGCUAUCGCCCCUAGCAACAGGAAGUCCAUCGUCAUAUGUCACACCCCCUAUGGGCAGUGGAAGCUCACAUCGUGGAAGUUCAGGGCCCACAACUCCACACGAAAAGGGCUACUCACAUCGACCCACAGGAAUGACUGUCAGUGCUUCGGAAUCAGAGCAGGAGUUGAGGAUAUAGACAUUUUACAUAAACAGUGUUGUUAUAAUAAAAUGUUACAGUAGCACCCGCAUUGCAAGUUUUUUUUUUCCCCAUGGCCAAAAUGUUGAAGAGCUACUUUACUGUUAUUUUUCAUAAAGCCAAACUGUAAACUUUUCUCUUUGCAUGUUGGCCGUUUUGCUCUCUGUUAAGGGUAUAGGUUGUUGAAAUAAGUAUAGAUAUGCAAUACAUGUAACAUUCUUUUAAAAAUAUUAGUUUUUAAAAUUUUUUAAAAAAGACUUUGAGGA
Liolophura sinensis is the source of this 10691-nucleotide messenger RNA. Its product is annotated as protein dachsous-like. The coding region runs from base 226 to 10425 and encodes 3399 amino acids. Gene Ontology annotation, biological process: homophilic cell-cell adhesion; multicellular organism development; cell migration. NCBI's taxonomy places the organism in Eukaryota, Metazoa, Mollusca, Polyplacophora, Chitonida, Chitonidae. Gene Ontology annotation, cellular component: catenin complex; plasma membrane. The record is from RefSeq and is a predicted model, not a curated record. Gene Ontology annotation, molecular function: beta-catenin binding; cadherin binding; calcium ion binding. The transcript has 23 exons.